AGAUGGGGAUCGACUUCAGGCGUUUGCGGAAUCUCGCAUGAGAUAGGCUAGCGUUUCUCAGGGACUUUUGGCGCAACUGGCAACGGAGUGGUACAAUCAGACAUCUGCGACGAGGUGACAGAAUAUAAAUCGUCCACAAUAAUGGCGACCGCGGUGGAGGAUCAGAAUUCAAUUGAUAUGAACGAGGAUAAAGAUUUAUCAUUCGACCAGGUCGCGCAUAACUGGGUGGACAUCACUCAAGAGUUCUUCGAGGCGAUCACAGAGUUGGAACUGGGAGAAUUAUUACAUGAUGAGCUGUUCGGGUUAUUUGAGGCCAUGUCUGCAAUCGAGAUGAUGGAUCCGAAAAUGGAUGCUGGCAUGUUGUGCAAUCGGGGGAACAACAAGCCUUGCACUUUUACCCAAGCGGUCGAUUCAGGCGCGAUCAAACUGGACAACUUUACACCCGCCGAAAUUAUAGGGAUAAUAGACUCCACAUAUGCGUGUAUAGUAUCUUGGUUGGAGGGACAUAGUCUUGCGCAAACCGUAUUCACGAACUUGUAUUUGCAUCAGCCUGCGCAAAUACUAGAUAAGCCUUUGAAGACCUUCUGUUAUGCAGUUUAUAAGAUAAUAGAGAUAAUUAAGGACUGCAUUAAUAAAGCUUUGGUAUUUGAAGAGGAGGAUUUUCAGAGCGUUACCUAUGGCUAUAGAUUACAGCAAGACAUUACAGAACAAAAAACGAUAUCGAUGUUGCGGGAAGUUGAAGAGGAACUUCAUCGGAAAAGUCGGAUAAAACUCGUCGAUGUCGAAUCUGAGAAGGAGUAUAACGAUGGAAUUGCACUUUACGCGAGGAUCCGAUUUACCAAAAUGUUCUAUCAAGUGUUAACAUUGAUGGGCCGGAAGCAGCAGUUGCAACAGAAUUUAAGUGAUUGCCAGAGAUUGUUGUCAAAUUGUUCCGAUAUGCUUAAUAUUAUGAUUUCAACGGUAGUUCGCGGAGAAAAAGCUGACGAAGUUUCUAAUCAUCCAAACAUUAUGGGAUUUGAUCCGAUGGUAAAUCAAAGAUUGUUGCCACCGACGUUCCCUCGAUACACGAAAAUUAAGCCAAGGAUAGAUGCCUUAGAAUAUUUAAGCGAAUUGAUAAACAGAUUCAAAAUGGUUACCAAGAUCACAAGUCAUAUCGGAUUUCACGCGGCCUUGGAUUUUUUCUUGGAAUUCUCACGUCAGAGUCCGUGCAUAUUGUCCAGGUCUAUGCUACAAAUCGUUUACUUGCCUAUCACUAAUCGCGUAUUCGGUGUUCACAAUUUCGCCGAUGUUCUGAGAGACGCGGCGCGAAAUUUCAUCGCACCACCUGUGUUGUUGCCAAAAAGUACGUUGCUUCAGAAUCACCAGGCUAAGGAGUACGUCGACAGCUUUCUGUCGCAUUGUGUCGGCUUAUUCGGAAACCUGUUGCAGCUCAGUGGACAUAAUAGGGCAAGACAAAGAGAUAAAUUGGCACAUUUAUUGGAAGACUUUGCGACGCUGCAAGAUGAAGCGGAGAGAGUUGAUGGCUAUUUGCACACUCUAUCUUUAAAAAGUGAUACACCAAGGCCUCACUUGGCCUGUUUUGGUACCUGGAUUUUAUAUCACACGCUGCGUGUGAUGGUCAUGUAUCUAUUAAGUGGUUUCGAGCUCGAGUUGUAUUCGGUGCACGAGUACCACUAUAUCUUUUGGUAUCUAUAUGAAUUUCUAUACGGAUGGCUCGUAUCUGCGAUUACACGGGCUGAUACGUUCUUAGCGGAGCAGGACGUACACAAUGAUACUCAUAAGGGUAGAAGCAAAAAGAGCUCUAAGAAUAAGAAGAAAAAAUCGACGCCUAGACCGUAUAAUUUGGAGAUAUUAAUGUACCAGGCUUUGCAAAAUAUAUGUGGCGGAUAUUAUAAAGCUCUAGUCGGUUUUCGCAUGGAUGAAAAAAUUCCACUUCCAGAAAUACAGUUCGAUUCUGAGCGGGUGAGAUAUGAGCAUCGAUUAUUGCCGUUUUCAUCUUUGUUAACGCCACCGCCCGUUCAUUAUCAAGAAUUUCUGGACAUGACAAAUGCUCAAAUGCAUAAAAGAAAUGAAAAAGUUACCAGUGAAAUACAAUAUGUUGCCGGUUGUCGACAUUUUCAUCAAGCUAGAAAUAUGUUGGAACGUGCAUUGUUGCUUUAUCCAUCAAAUAAUUUAAUAGAAAACGAAAUCAACAAUUUAUUAAAAGUAGCAAAGACAAAUUUUGUGGUGCUGAAGCUAUUGGCUGACGGACACAAAAAAGACUCAAAGGAACCACCGGUCUUCGAUUUUUCUUGCCAUCGGCAUUUUCCUCUCAUUAAAAUAACUUAAAUCACAUAUUUAUCAAUUUUUCUCACAAUGUAAAGGACACGUUAUUUAUUUCACUAAAAUGCGGAAAAGUAUCUGUCUUUAAUUCGAUCCUUUUCCUUUUAGGUAUCUUUAAAUGAUCUCUUUGUUCUAUGCAUUUCCUUCCAUUGUUUGAACACAUUGUAAAUCUUAAAAUUCAUUGUACCUAAAUCUUAAAUGCAUUUGAUGCUAUUUUUGUGCAGCCUUGUUCCUGGAAGGAAAUAAUAUUUGUACAUAAAUUUUUUGGUUUUGUAGGAAAUCGUACAUUAAACUAAAAAAUUAUGAUGAAUAUUAUAAAUAAGUAUAUUAGAGUCUUAAGAAUUACAAAUUGAUGUGAGUUGUAAAUACGUUCUGCAAUAUAGGAAGUGAUAAAAAUCUCAAACAUAGAUACAAUUUUCUCGCACACCAUUUUAACCAGCUCGCCGCACUCCGGUCCAAUGGACCGCUGUUUUUUUUUUCGGUUUUCUAGUCUUUACAUAAUAACAUAAUUUUCUAGUUUCCUUAUAAUAAGUUCAGUUUAAAUUCAAAUUAUUUUCUUGACCUGAUACUAUCAUAAACAUCUUACUCGGAGUCUGUAUUCCGAUUCUGCUAUAUUUCCAAUUUCUACAACAUUUGCUUAAAAAUAUUAAUUAGAAUGAAAAUGACAGUGCGACGAAGUCGAGCGAUCUCACGAACUGGGCUGUGGCGAAUUAAGGACUCGAAAAUGAGUAUGGUUAGCUAAGGUUAAUAAUAUAUUAUUUAUUACUUUUUGGAAUUUUAUUUUUAAAUUAAGUGCUAUAUGUCUCAAAUUCAAGUCUGAAUACUUUUUUGUGCUACUGUUUUCUUCGUAUUCUUCAUAAAUUAAUAUAGAAAAUAUUAAGUUACUUUUUAUUUUUGC
This is a messenger RNA of Temnothorax curvispinosus, 3220 nucleotides long. It is a transcript of the gene Naa35, whose product is annotated as N-alpha-acetyltransferase 35, NatC auxiliary subunit. Gene Ontology annotation, biological process: N-terminal peptidyl-methionine acetylation. Gene Ontology annotation, cellular component: NatC complex. NCBI's taxonomy places the organism in Eukaryota, Metazoa, Arthropoda, Insecta, Hymenoptera, Formicidae. The transcript is spliced from 10 exons. Bases 142 to 2328 code for a protein of 728 amino acids. The record is from RefSeq and is a predicted model, not a curated record.